This is a messenger RNA of Colletotrichum godetiae, 3570 nucleotides long. RefSeq names its product chitin synthase. The transcript has 3 exons. Bases 1 to 3570 code for a protein of 1189 amino acids. Gene Ontology annotation, molecular function: chitin synthase activity. The record is from RefSeq and is a predicted model, not a curated record. Lineage: Eukaryota; Fungi; Ascomycota; Sordariomycetes; Glomerellales; Glomerellaceae. Gene Ontology annotation, cellular component: cell periphery; cell septum.
AUGGACCCAAAUACCCCCUCGCGACCGCCCGACUACAGUCUCCCACCCUACGACGACCGCGACGACGACACUCCCACGGGACGCUCCAACAAUCCCGCCGCCAUUCGACUACUGACUUCAGUCGAGGAGCCCAUCAUGGACAGAGCACCGUACGUAACACCCACCGCGCCCCAUCAGUCGACGUCGAUUUCGACUCCGUCGUCGCCCAGCCUCUUCCCUCGCCCUCUGUCACUGCGCAGGAAGAAGUCGGGCGCUGCAGACCCGGUGAUCUCUACGCCAGACCACCUCGACGCUUUGAGGCAGCAGGAGGAAGGCCAUCCAACCUCGCCCUUGUCUCCAGCACCCAUCUACACACCGCGCUCAAGUGCCGUGAGCGUUGUAGACUUUGCGGAACCGCAGCGCACCUCUCGCAUACCGGUGCGGUCUUCUACUGUAAAGUUACAGAAGAGACACAGGCCUAACUCUAUCAAAGAAUCGCAAAUCCGGGACAGUCUCCCCACCAUACCAGAGGGUCCUUCACUGCGCAAGAGUCAACUGCACCAGUCCUCUAGCUGCCCCGUCCCUCCGUUGUCAGAUGAUUCUACCAGUAGCACAAGCACAAGCUCACAUGAAGACACCAAUAGGCCCCGAUCCAGCCGACGAUCGUAUGCAUCGUCCAUUUUGUCCGACCGCUCCGCGUCCAUCCGAGACCCUCCCAGCAUGCCGCCGCCCGACUCGACCUACGUCCCCUUCCAGGGCCGCGACUACGCCCGCGAGUACGAGCGCACCUAUGAGCAGGAGUACCAGGACGACUACCCAUACGAGUACCAGUCAGGACGCCAAUCACCGACGAGGACGUACAGCCCAUCCCGCCUCUCAUCGGACUUCACAAGGCCCCCUGCCUCUGGCAUUUAUGAGCCCUCAGACCUCAACGGCAGCCCCAGACCGGGAACUCCAUCCUCAAGAUAUGGCGGGAGCCCCCGACGACCACUUCCACCCGCGCCGCUGUUCUCGACUGGUGCGAACCGUAACUCUACUGCGUUUGCCGACGAUGCCACAGUUUCGAUCCCUCUCCACGACAACGACGACGUGUUUGGACCCGAGACCGAUAUCAGUGAGAGCCAGCCGAUGAGAGAAUCGUACAUGUCUCACGACCAAGUUACGCUCAGCGAGGAGGACACAGAGACCGACAUCAAUGAGAAGGUGGAGCAUUACGGUCCGGCCCCGGAUGGAAUGCAAGAGCGCCGAGGUGUCCGCGCGCCACAGAUGUCGAGAAAGGAGGUCCAGCUUAUCAACGGAGAGCUGGUUUUGGAGUGCAAGAUCCCCACGAUUCUUUACAGUUUCCUGCCCCGUCGCGACGAGGUUGAAUUCACCCACAUGAGAUACACGGCUGUCACCUGCGACCCCGAUGACUUUGUCGAACGCGGAUAUAAGCUCCGCCAGUCCAUUGGGAAGACCGCUCGUGAGACGGAGUUGUUCAUCUGCGUCACCAUGUACAACGAGGACGAGUUCGGCUUCACGAGAACCAUGUACGCGGUCAUGAAGAAUAUCUCCCACUUCUGCGCUCGUUCAAAGUCGCGCACGUGGGGUGAUAAUGGUUGGCAAAAGAUUGUCGUCUGCAUCGUUUCAGACGGCAGAGAAAAGAUCCACCCUCGCACGCUCGACGCGUUGGCGGCCAUGGGUGUCUACCAGCACGGCAUCGCCAAGAACUACGUCAACCAGAAGGCAGUGCAGGCCCACGUCUACGAGUACACGACGCAAGUCUCGCUCGACUCUGAUCUCAAGUUCAAGGGUGCCGAGAAGGGCAUUGUUCCUUGCCAGUUGAUCUUCUGUCUGAAGGAAAAGAACCAGAGGAAGCUCAACUCGCAUCGCUGGUUUUUCAACGCUUUCGGCAAGGCCCUGAACCCCAACGUGUGCAUCUUGCUUGACGUUGGAACCAGACCCGGCGGCACGUCUCUGUACCACCUCUGGAAGGCUUUUGACAACGACUCCAACGUUGCCGGUGCCUGUGGAGAGAUCAAGGCCAUGAAGGGCAAGUUCGGAGUGAACCUCCUGAACCCGUUGGUAGCCUCCCAGAACUUUGAGUACAAGAUGUCCAACAUCCUCGACAAGCCUCUUGAGUCCAUCUUUGGCUACAUUACCGUCUUGCCUGGUGCGCUUAGUGCCUACCGAUACCACGCUCUGCAGAAUGACGAGACGGGUCAUGGCCCUCUCAGUCAGUACUUCAAGGGAGAGACACUGCACGGUCAGCAUGCAGACGUGUUCACGGCAAACAUGUACCUGGCUGAGGAUCGUAUUCUGUGCUGGGAGCUCGUCGCCAAGCGCGGCGAGAGCUGGGUCUUGAAGUACGUGAAGGGAUGUCACGGUGAAACCGAUGUGCCAGAUACUGUUCCUGAGUUCAUCUCGCAGCGACGUCGUUGGCUGAACGGUGCUUUCUUCGCUGCCGUCUACUCGCUCGUUCACUUUAAGCAGAUCUGGUACACGGAUCAUACCAUUACUCGCAAGAUCCUCCUCCACAUCGAAUUCAUUUACCAGUUCCUGCAGCUCAUCUUCACCUACUUCUCCCUGGCAAACUUCUACCUGACCUUCUACUUCGUGGCAGGCGGUCUAGGCGAUCCCCUAGUAGAUCCCUUCGGUCACAACAUCGGUCAAUACAUCUUCACGGUCCUGCGGUACACUUGUGUCUUGCUCAUCUGCGCACAAUUCAUUCUGUCGCUAGGUAAUCGGCCACAGGGAGCAAAGAAAUUGUACCUCUUCAGUAUCGUCAUGUACUGCAUCAUCAUGAUAUACACAACGUUUGCAACUUUCUACAUCGUCAUCCGUCAGCUGAAGGAGAAGGACAAUCCCGAGAUCCAUAUGGGCGAAAACGUCUUCACAAACUUCAUCGUCUCGAUUCUUUCGACUAUCGGCUUGUACUUCGUCAUGUCUUUCCUAUACCUGGAUCCCUGGCACUUGUUCACUAGCGCGGCUCAAUACUUCAUGCUUUUGCCGGCCUACAUUUGCACCCUGCAAGUGUACGCCUUCUGCAACACGCACGACGUCACCUGGGGUACCAAGGGAGAUAACGUUAUGAAGACUGAUCUGGGUGGCGCUAUCGGAAAGGGCAACAGCGUCGAGCUCGAGAUGCCAUCUGAGCAACUCGACAUCGACUCUGGCUACGACGAGGCGCUCCGCAACCUGCGGGAUCGCGUUGAGGUGCCCCCUUCGGCCAUCUCUGAGGCGCAGCUGCAGGAGGACUACUAUAAGAGCGUGCGUACCUACAUGGUGCUCUCAUGGCUCAUCUGCAAUGCCAUUCUCGCCAUGGCCGUGUCUGAGGCGUAUAGCGAACGCGGCAUUGGUGAAAACUACUACCUUGCCUUCAUUCUCUGGGCCGUGGCGAUUCUGGCUCUCUUCCGUGCCAUCGGCUCUACGACGUUUGCCGUUCUCAACGUCGUCAGCAUGAUUGUUGACGGCCAGGUGCGCAUGAGUCUCAAGGUGCCUAAGUGGAUGGGUGGAUUCGGCGAAAAGGUCAGCGAGAAAAUGAGCAGCGUGUCGAGUAGUGUGGGAAGCAGUGUCGGCGGAAGCAAGCUCAGCAGUGUGUUCAAGCGCUGA